Messenger RNA from Hyalella azteca, 1025 nucleotides. RefSeq lists its product as uncharacterized. Gene Ontology annotation, cellular component: nuclear pore inner ring. Gene Ontology annotation, biological process: RNA export from nucleus; protein import into nucleus. The record is from RefSeq and is a predicted model, not a curated record. Gene Ontology annotation, molecular function: structural constituent of nuclear pore. The annotation marks the transcript as partial. The transcript is spliced from 7 exons. Lineage: Eukaryota; Metazoa; Arthropoda; Malacostraca; Amphipoda; Hyalellidae.
GGACUGUCAGGACAAAGCUUACGGAGGCGGCAUCUUCUGUGGCCAGGAAGACGAGGCCAACAAAAACAAAACUUCUGCAUUAGAUUUUGUCCCUGGCAACCCUGACUUGCCUGAUGAUGGAGAAUAUCAAUGGUUAGCAGCGCGACUUGCACUUGCUAAGCACCUGCUGGCAUCGCUGCUGGUGUACUACGCUCAGCCUCAUAGGAAGUGCGAGCCUAGUGUAGUGGUCAACCUCAUCACACUGGCACAGGGUGAAGGCGUGUGCGGGGGGGUAGUGGCCCCUGGGGGCCAGUCAUGCCAGGCCGCUGUGGCGACGCUCCUCAGGGACAUAGACGCUCUGCACUCCCUCCUGCUGGUGCUGGUUAUUGAUACUGACGAAGACGUCAGAUCACAUAAGCUUUGUGCACCACAAUGGCGGGAGAAGCUAGAGUUGCUCAUAACUGAGUUCGGGUCUCGCCCCGGCCACCUCCCGCCCCUGCUGGCGUGGUGUGUGCUGCAGGGGCGCCGUGCCCUCUGUGACACCAACGGCGCCUCAGUGCCUUCGUCGGAGGUGCAGCGCUACAGCAGGAUGGCCGUGAGAGCUGUGGAUGGGGGCGUCAUGGCCUGCCUACACAACUUCCUGAACAACCAAGCCGUUGUUAGCGACGCGCUGCUGAAGGAGGUGUGCGCGAGCAUCGUGUACUCGGUGGCGUGCGUCGCGGCGACGCAACUCAACAUCGACCCCAGGGCGCCGUGCAGCGCCCACCUCAGCGCCCUCGCCGUCGCCUGCGUCGCCAGUCCCGUCCCCGCCCACCUCUUCUGGGCUGAAGAAGAAGGUACCGCCGCGGUGCUGCUGCCAGACGCCCACCUGGUGUUCCCUGAACAACCGCGUCCUCUGCUGUCUCUCUGCACCGCCCUCGCCUCCGCCAGUGCACCCAGCUGUGCUAAGGUGAUGGAGCUGUUAUCAGAGAUGCCGAGCUUGACAUGAGGUAUGACCAGCACCUCCCUGGCGGGGCACUGCAGGGAGGUGGGGGGGUCACAGCUCA